AUGGCUGUCUGCAAUUUUUCCGGGGUGCUACAAGGCCCAGAGUGUCGGAAAACCUUUAGCAACAAUCCAUUGUUGAUGGAACGUAAUGCCUAUUACUGCUCUGGUCUUGUUACUGGAAUGUCACUUCAACAGGGGGAUCCAGGACUACGCUGUCUUUCACCUUUGCUGUUUGACUAUUUUGUAGCUGGGCCAUCUUCGUCCAGGCCAAUACCACUGGAUGUGGCAGACCAUGACAUGAGAAAGAAAAUUGAAAAGGUACAACUGGCAGACACGCAUCUACAUGAGUUAAUGAUAACUCGUAAAAUGAAUAGAAAUAAAAACGUUAGCGAGAGACUUUAAAAAAGGGAAAAAAAUUGACGCAGUAUCAACCUAACUGAAUUUUAAUUUCAGGAAUUGCAGAAAUUUUAAAAUAAACCCUCUUCAAGCUUAUUUGUUUUGUGUCAAUUGCGGAGACUUAUUGGAGACGUAUUAUCAGGGCAUCUCAUCAAUCCAAGUCCUUUAACACGGGAUGCCUGUUUUUGCCACUUUAUUUUUAGCGCAAACCCUCCCGCAGCUAUCAGGCUGCACUUUUUGUUUUGCAGAUAUCUGAAGCUGUCAAUAAGAACCAAUUUGAUCGAGCAGUAAGGGAGGAGUCGCAAUUCAUUAUCGAGUGUGGAAUUAGUAAAAUUAACUGGGAUUUUAGUGAAAAGAGCGAACUAGAGCUAUUACUGUGUAAAAUUUAG
This is a messenger RNA of Porites evermanni, 722 nucleotides long. Lineage: Eukaryota; Metazoa; Cnidaria; Anthozoa; Scleractinia; Poritidae. The record is from the annotation of a GenBank genome assembly.